Molecule: messenger RNA, 804 nt
Organism: Diplodia corticola
Lineage: Eukaryota; Fungi; Ascomycota; Dothideomycetes; Botryosphaeriales; Botryosphaeriaceae
Product: transcriptional regulator
Exons: 1
Coding region: 1-804 (267 amino acids)
Source: RefSeq, a predicted model, not a curated record
AUGUAUCUCCGCGCCGCCCACGCCGAGCACCACCUCCCCACGCUCCGGGCCUUCAUCCGCGCCAACCCCCUCGGCAUCUUCACGACGGCCCUCGCCUCGCCCACGCAAGCCUUCCCGCUGCUGCAAUCCAGCCACCUGCCCUUCCUCCUCGACGUCCUCGACGACGCGUCCGAGACGGAGCUGGGCACGCUGCGCGCACACAUCGCGCGGGCGAACCCGCAAAGCAAAGCCAUGAUCGAAGCCGUCACGUCAUCGUCGCCAUCCGCAUCCACAUCCCCGGCGACGACAGGCGGCCCGCGCACGCUCGAGCAAGACGUGCUGAUCCUGUUCAACGCGCCGGCGCACCACUACGUGACGCCCAAGUUCUACGCGGCGACGAAGCCGGCGACGGGCAAGGUGGUGCCGACGUGGGACUACGCGGCGGUGCAGGUGUACGGGCGGGCGCGGCUGUAUUUCGACAACGCAGACCCCGCGACGGACGCGUACCUCGCGCGGCAGGUGGCGGAGCUGUCGCGCAUGGCCGAGACGCGGGUCAUGGGGUACGAGCGGCCGUGGGAGGUGAGCGACGCGCCGGCGCCGUACGUCGAGGCGCUGAAGAAGGCCAUCGUCGGGGUCGAGGUCGAGGUGACGAGCAUGGCGGGCAAGUGGAAGAUGAGUCAGGAGAUGGGCGAGGGGGAUCGGGAGGGCGUGGUGCGCGGGUUUGAGGCGUUGGGGAGCGAGCUGGGGAGUGAGAUGGCGAGGGUGGUGAGGGAGAGGGAGGAGUUGAUGGUGCGGAGGAAGGCGGAGGGGAAGGAGCAGGCGUGA